AUGGGGCAGUCAUCAGGCCGAUGCGGAUCUGCCAUCCUGGCCUGGUUGACUCUGUCCAGCUUGGCUUACACGCCCAGUCAAAGCAAGUGUUCCUUCGUGACUGUCUUGUUGUCCGAGGACUUCCUGCACUGCUCUGUGGCGUGGCUGCGCUCGCUGCGGCGCGGCGCGACGGCGCACGAGGUGACGGUGCUAGUUCUGCCGGAGAUUUCCCCGGACGCCAGGGCACGACUUUUGCAGGCCGGUGCUGAUCAAGUCGUCACCACCCAGGAGAUUGAGAACCCCAAUGCCGUGGUGCAAUACCAGGCCUUUGCCAAGAAUUAUGCCAUUUUGAGGGUAUGGCAACUGGGAAGUCUCACUGGGAAGGACUUUCAGAAAGCAGUGUACAUGGACAGCGACAUGAUCGUGACGCAGAACAGCGACCACUUAUGCCAGCGACCGGAGCUGUCCGCCGCUCGGGACCUCGGCGCGCAGGGCGAAGACGGGCUUCAUUCCGAGGAGUUCAAUGCGGGGCUCAUGGUCUUGGAACCCAACGAGGCCACCUUUCAGCGCUUGGUGGACUUAGCUCCUCAGGUGCGCAGCUCUUCAGGUGGUGUGCAGCCCUUGCUGCGUGCUGCCUUCCCGGACUUUCAUCCGCUGGACCAUUGGCGCGACAAUGUGAAUGCGCGUCUCUUUGACCUGAGUCGCGCAGAAUGGCACGUCGAGAAGAUUCGCUCCAUCCAUUACACGGGGCCCUUGAAGCCUUGCUUCACGUUCGCCUCCGACUUCGCGGCGGAGGAGUGGGAACAGCCUAUGCGCAUUUGGCACCGCGCAAAUGGAGAGGCACGAGAUCCUCCCUUUGCCAAAGAGCAGGCGCCGUGCCAACGAACAUGGGCGUCCUCCAACGAGGCGUGGAGAACCUGGUUCCCGGUGCCACAGGACUCCGUGCUCCAGCACCUCUUCGGAGUGGGGGAGGAGGAGCUCCUGAGCCUCGGCGCCUCGCACGUCUGCAAGCAUUUGAGCGCGGCAAUGGCCAAGUUUGCGGAGCAGGUCUUCGCUGCAGGCUACCAGCAGCUGGUCUCUUGCCAAGGAGGCUCAUGCAGCCAGAUUCCAUUGGUGGAAGAGGAGCUCACCAGAGCAGGCGACCAGCUGCAACGCACCUGGCAAAUCUUCCUGCAGCGGGCCUCCAACGAUGCCAAGGUGGAGCUCUACGGCCUGGGCAGCGUGGAAGACGUGCUGCUGGACCAGCGGCGCAAGGCUCUGGAGCUCUUGGAGCAAAGCCUUCGAGAGAUCCACCACGCCAGGCAGAGUCUUGUUCAGGAUGGCUGCGUCUUUGACAUGACCACACGACUUGCCAGGGCACUGCGCGACCAGGAGCAGCUGAUGAGGUGGCAUUUGAGUCAUGCUUUGCUGGCGCUUUUCUGGUGGCAGUUGCGGCAGCAACGUGAACAGGGACACUUCGAGGCACCUCCGGAGCUUCGCUUCGAGUUGCCGGGGCUGCGCUUUGAGGACAUCUGCUGUCGACGUUGGGAUGUAGUGCUUGCAGCACUGGAGCGCACAGGAGGCUCGGUGGCGGCCUGGGGCGGCGCUCCAGAUCUCCAGGAGUGGCUGCCAGGCCUGGAGCAGUUGGAGCACCUUCCUGGAGCUGGGUCGGUGCAGCACGACGUGGUGCUGUUGGGAUGUGGAGGACCCGAGCUUGAACCGCUGGAGGAGUUCUUGCUGCUUCGCGAGCAGCUCCAACGGCUGGAGAGCAGCAAGGCACAGGUGAUGGGCUGCCACUUCCUGGCGAAGCAUAUUGGCCUCGUCGAAGCGGUGAGCCAACACGCGCUGGAGGCGGCCGUGACACUGAACUUGGGCGUGGACGGCACUUGGUGGUUCUGA
Durusdinium trenchii is the source of this 1857-nucleotide messenger RNA. NCBI's taxonomy places the organism in Eukaryota, Dinophyceae, Suessiales, Symbiodiniaceae. The record is from the annotation of a GenBank genome assembly.